Molecule: messenger RNA, 1128 nt
Organism: Lottia gigantea (owl limpet)
Lineage: Eukaryota; Metazoa; Mollusca; Gastropoda; Lottiidae
Exons: 4
Coding region: 1-1128 (375 amino acids)
Source: RefSeq, a predicted model, not a curated record
AUGGCUGACGAAAACAAGGAUUAUUUUCCUUCUAUGGUUAAGGUACGCAUCAUCAUGAAUAUUUUGCGGGAAAGUAUGAAACUUGUUUUCAGUUUUCAACCUAUGAAGAUAGUACUGGUUAUUAACUUCAUCUUAACUUCCUAUUAUUUAUUGUAUGUUUAUUGGAGGUUUUAUCCUAAUGAUUGGAAUAAAAGAAAAUCUAUGACCUUAAGCGUAUCACAGAGUCAUGAAUUAGAAAAACUUCAUAAAUUAUAUGGUGACCCAGCAGUAUCAUCUGAAAUAACAAUUGUUACAGCUUAUUUUAAUCUCGGAUCUUUUGCUAAAGGACGUCAUCAACAAUACACACCAUCUAAAUAUAAAAGAUGGAUGUCAGUUUUUGGGAGAUUGCAAAACCCUUUGAUUGUGUUUACUGAUUCUGCAGACACUGUAGAUACUUUUAAAAUAAUACGUGAAAAAUUCCCAAUUAAUGACACAAAGAUUUUUCUUGUUAAGAGAGAAUCUCUUUGGUCGUUUUCUAUAGCAAAUCAAAUAAAAAACAUCUUUAAUCAGCCUGAUUAUCCUGAAAUUUUUCCAAAUACUGUCAAUGAAAAUUAUUCGUGUGUGAUGCACGCUAAAUUUGAGCUAGUCAAUAAAGUCAUCAAUGAAAAUUUAAUAAAAACCAAAUUUGUCAGCUGGCUUGAUAUUGGGCUUUACAGACAUUUUGUGGAAGAAAGUCACAAUUUUCGUAUCAGAUUACCACAAAAUUUUGACAUAUCUAAAGUAGCUUAUAGUCAGGUGAAGGAAUUUGACAGUUCCUUGAAACCCAUGGAGGUUGUUAGUGGUAAUUUAGUAUGGGUAGGCGGAGCUAUGUUUAUGGGAAAAUAUGACACGAUGUAUUUAUAUACUCAAGAUUACAUGGAGAGCGUGAAAAAGUUGCUGUCAAUCAAAGUGAUGAGCACUGAUCAGCAAGUAAUUUAUUCAAUGUACCUUCCCAGUUUUAAAUUCCGUCCUCGUGUUGAACUGCAGAUGUACACAACUCAUUCUGGUGAUGAUUGGUUUUAUUUAGGGUAUAUAGUGAAGGAUUGGUGGGAAAGACACUCCAUAAGAGAACCAUUAUCAUUGUUGAAUUUUUGUUUUAAACUUUUAUGA